UCUGCAUGCUUUCAUAGUUUACACUCAACACACGACAGAAUCAGAGAAAAUCAGAAAUGGAGAAGAAGCAAGGAAGGCCAAGUACAACCUCACACUGCAAAACCCGAAAAAGAAAACCAGAGAAAAAGAAAGCCCAAAACUUUCACCUCCAAUCCGAUUUCAACUCCACCUUCAACACCAUUUUCGGCCUCUUAAUAUCGUCUCUCCACGCAUUCCACAAACACCCUAAAUCCAAUCUUCCCUUACUCAAGAAAUGCUUAUACAAACUCCGUCUCUCUUUCGAUCAAGACCCGCCAAUCGACCCCAUUAUCUCUCUUCUUCCGACCCUUUUGCGCUCCAAGUGUUCAGGAGUGGCGUCUCGCGGCGCGGAGAUUGUGGGGGCGGCGGCGCUGGAGUCGUUGGAGGUGAACGAGCGAGUCGCAUUGGAUGACGAGACGGUGAGGGCCUUGGUCUCGGCUUUGGGGCGCUCCAACAGGAGAGUUUCCAUGGCUGCCUGUAAUGCGGUUUUGGAUUUGUGUAUUACUUGUGUUGGACGUCAACGUCUCUUGAGUUUCUGCGCGCUUGAGGUUCUUAUAUUUCGCUUCUUUCAGCUUCUUAAUUCUUCAACAGUUUCAGUAUCUCUAUGCGUUGUGGAUAGUGGAAGUGUUAACUGUCCAAAUAUAGGACUUAAAGGAGAUGAGCAUCCAGCAUCACUUCUUAAGGCAGCAACGCAUUUGAUUAACGCCUGCAACAUUGAACAAUUGGAAAAUAUCCCGAGAAAACUAUCUGAAGCUUUCUUGGUCUUUCUAACUGAUAUGUGGGCUCAAGUGCAUAGAACAAUGUUAUCCUUAAAUACUAUGAAAUGCAGCCAAGAAGAGGGACCUUUUAAUAUUAGCAAUUUUAAAAUUGAGGCUUUGGCAGAAAGUGUCUUUAGGCUUUCUGUUAGUGAUGACCGACUUUUUGUGCCUUUGCCAUUGGACAUGGUUCAAAGAGGUAUUUUUGGUCUGAGCAAUUCCGGUUUCGAAGACUUCAUGUUAAAUCUUUGGGAGGUGUCACCCUCUAUUGUAGGGAGACUUUCUGGGGCUUCAUUUGAGAGAGAUAAUAUUUUUAACGCAUUUUUGCAAUCUCUAAAUACUACCGAAACAUUUCCUUCUUUUCUUUCUUCUAUCCUUCAGAUUAUGGUUUCUUGUCUUCCUAUUGCUUCAGAUGAACUAGACAUCCUAAGUUUCUUGAAGGAGGCGAGACAUAAACUAGGUUGUCGUGUAAUCUACCAACAAGACCUACGAGUUCUAAGAACAAAAGGGCAGUUGAAAAAAGAGGAGCAUUUCUUUCCUUUUGUUUUAGAGUCUCAUUUUGCAGAGGAUUCUCAUAUUUUUAAUCUUGAUGACAUUUCGAAAUGUGAAGAAGCAUUUAGAGAGGGCUACACAGUUGCUUUACGUGGUAUGGAGUUCCGAUUUAGUACAAUCGCUGCUAUUGCAGAUGGAUUAGCAUCUCUAUUCGGUCAACCAUCCGUAGGUGCCAAUAUGUACUUGACACCCCCGGAUUCUCAAGGCUUGGCACGGCACUACGAUGACCAUUGUGUGUUUGUAUGCCAGCUUUUUGGGACUAAGAAAUGGAAAGUCUUCUCGCAGUCAAACUUACAGUUACCUCGCUUGUACAAUCCUCUUCCCAACCCACUAUGUUCUGAAGUUGAUAGUUUGGUAUCUGGACGUGAACAGUUCACGUUGACUCAAGGCGAUAUUCUGUAUGUUCCCAGAGGCUUUCUUCAUGAAGCAUAUACUGAACCGGCCACCGCUUCCUCUGGAUAUUCCUUGCACCUCACUUUUGGAAUUGAGGUUGAGCCCCCUUUUGAGGCAAUGAUUCUUUCCAAUAGUGUACGUGCAGCAUAUUAUGAGGAUGGAAAUAUGGAUGUAACUGAUCUGCCAGUCAUGUUGUCAUCGAGCGGAAAAAUUUUGGUAGAAUGGGUAGCUGUCAUAUGGGAGGGAUUUGUCCAUAUUGCACUUUGUUAUUGGAACCAGAGACAAGAACGGUCCAAGUGUUCAGCUGGAAUUGUUUUUGAUGUUUCUGUGGCUUUGUUGCAUAUUGCUAUUAGCCUGAUUGGCAAUUCUGAUCCAAUCUUUCGAAAAGCUUGUUUGGUUGCUGCAACGUCUCCACCAUCACGUUCCGAUGGUUGGCUUGACCUGAACCAGCGGAAACUCUUCUGCCAUUUGAUUGAUCAAGUAAAUGCCAAAUCAAAAUUCACAGAAGCCCUGAGGAAUGUGGAAACCGCAACUCAGAAAAAUGAAGAUCUCUUUCAGCGGAUAAGAUGGCUUCGGAAUCUUGAUUUGAGCGGCAGAAAUUUUGAAAGGCUUGAUUGGAAUAUUCCUUUUAGGGGAACUGAGGAACUGUUUCAAUUAUCAGUUCGAUACAAAUGCGAGUUGGAGGCUGCUUUCAUGCAGGUAAAGUCUAGGUUUUGUUGUGAGAUAUCAUUUGACGAUGUCAAGCAGAGCUAUAGGAUGCUGCUUGAGAAGUAUAGAAAGUUAAGCAUACAUGUUACAAAACUUAUGAGCUAA
Messenger RNA from Morus notabilis, 2531 nucleotides. RefSeq lists its product as uncharacterized. NCBI's taxonomy places the organism in Eukaryota, Viridiplantae, Streptophyta, Magnoliopsida, Rosales, Moraceae. Gene Ontology annotation, cellular component: nucleolus. The record is from RefSeq and is a predicted model, not a curated record. Bases 57 to 2531 code for a protein of 824 amino acids. The transcript has 6 exons. Gene Ontology annotation, molecular function: histone H3K36 demethylase activity; histone H3K4 demethylase activity.